Molecule: messenger RNA, 1136 nt
Organism: Arachis ipaensis
Lineage: Eukaryota; Viridiplantae; Streptophyta; Magnoliopsida; Fabales; Fabaceae
Cellular component (GO): mitochondrial matrix
Source: RefSeq, a predicted model, not a curated record
AAUAGUAAAUUAGUUAAUUAAAAUAAAUACUAGUCCUAAAUUGUAAAUACUAAAACUACAGUUUUGCCUUCUUUGUUUCUGAUGUCGUAAACCUUGCUAGCUACACUGCUUCGAAGCUCUAAAACCCUAGUUCAAUGGCGCGCGUGUUCCGUUCUCUCAGAAAAACCCUAGUUCACCAUCUUCACCAUCACCAUCACCAUCACCAUCACCAUCACCAUCAUCAGAAAUUGCUUCUUCCACAGCUAGCUCGAAGGACUUACUUGUCGGAAAUGCGCAAUGAAGCUUUCGAAGGGAACAUGCUGAGGCUUCUCCGUCGCGAGAUUCAGUAUGAGCUCCAAUCUUCUCCUCCAAACCAGGCUACUACUUCCAAGUUUGAUUCCUUUGUGGUGGAUGGCCGACCCGGGGAGCGAUGGAUUACAUUGAAAAGACAAUAUGCAAAUGAAGAUAUCAAAGUUGAAGCCACCAUGUUCGAUGGGGUUGCUCCAGCUCCGACUACAAGUGGUGGUGUUGCGAAUGCGGACGAGGAGCAGAUGCACAUUACCGUGAUUGUCAGCAUCUCCAAGGGAGACAGUAGCUACCUGGAAAUCAUGUGCUCUGCUUGGCCAGACAGUAUAGAGAUAAACAGGUUGGUCACAAGGUCGGAUGAGAACAUGUCAGACAAUCCCUAUUCCGGUCCCGAAUUCAACGAAUUGGAUGAUGAAUUGCAAGAUAGGCUUUAUGAUUUCUUGGAAGUAAGGGGCAUAAAUGAUGAACUUGCUGUUUUCUUACACGGCUAUAUGAAAAGUAAGGAUAAAACAGAGUUCAUCAAAUGGAUGGAGAGGAUUAAGUCUUUUAUUGAAAGGAAAUAGCAGGAUCAAAAGUUUUGGAUGAUAGAAGCCAUUAUUAGUUAACAUUUCUAUGUAAUUUUGGUACUGAGAUUUGAACUAAAGCAGGUAUACAUUUUUAUUGACCACUACUUCAGACUUAUUGUUGACUUUGGUGGGCAAUUGGGCAUCAUAAGAAAAUGUUUUAGGUUUUUUUCUUUGAAGAUUUGGUUUUUAAGCAUUUUUUCAAUGGGGCAUCCAAUUAGGCAUUGUUGAGUAGGUAGGGGUGGUUUCUUUUGAGAUAAUGUAGAAUUCAAUUAAUUUUAUUAUCGA